This is a messenger RNA of Camelina sativa (false flax), 5703 nucleotides long. NCBI's taxonomy places the organism in Eukaryota, Viridiplantae, Streptophyta, Magnoliopsida, Brassicales, Brassicaceae. The record is from RefSeq and is a predicted model, not a curated record.
UUCAAAUCUCCAGAGAGAUGGGAUUCUAUACAGAUACGUUUUCUAUGGAGAUAUCUCGACAAAGGCAGCUCAGAUGCUCUCCUUACUUAAGCCUAGGCUUGGUCACCGUUUAAUUCCGGGUCUGAUUUUGUUUUCAAGAGCUGAUUCAAAAGGAAUUUAUGGGUAUGUGGAAUCAGAAUUAAAAAGAUAGGUUCCUCUUCAAGGAUGUUGGGUUUAUUUUGCAGACUUGGCUUGGUCACUGUUUAAUCUCGGUUCUGAUUUUGUAAGGUUCAUCCAUCUCAAUGUAGCUACUUGGCACACGAACUCAUUGUUUGGUAUCAGGGACAAGAAGUUUCAAUGGUUUCUGGGUUAGGUGAAGGCACAUCCCAUAGAGCUCAUUGCCAGCUAGGUUCUCCCAUUACAGAGGUUAUUCUUAAUAUUCAUCCCACUGGAUUGUAAAUUCCUGUUUGAGCUUUCCGGUCUCCACAUGCGCGCUACUAUAACAAUGUCUUCCAUGGCUGUAAUGACCAAACUGAUAUUGGUGUAUAGACGACGUAACGGUAACAUGCUGCUGAAUGGUUAAGGGAUUUCUCAUCAGCCACGAACAUGAUUAGGUGCAUUUAUCAGUUCUAGAUGCUCAUAGUGAGUCUUCCUUGAAUAAUAUUGUGGAGGGUUCAAGAACUGUUGGUAAACAAGUCAAUGUACUUUUAGUGUUUUAGCAUCAUGUUUUAGUCUUUACAACAUAAUUUUUAAACACAGUUUGGUUAUGAGUUGGCUUUUUCUGUUUGGUUACAUAUUUUAAGUGCAUUCAUAUGGUGUCCAUAUGACUCGAUGUCCAUAACACUCAGGCCCAUCUAAGCUCUGCCAUUACAAAGGUGGAUAUAUUCAGCGAUGAUGGGGUUCGUACGAUGGAAUACAUUGAUCAACUCCAAGGGCGAGGCUUUGUGCCAAAACUGUCACUUUACAACUAGUCCCACUUCAAUUAUAAAAUAUUUCAAAUUCGUCUAUUUUUGUACUUUAUUUAUACGUUGGUAUGUUUCUAACUACAGGUGUAUGUACGUAACGUGCAGAAUGGUUCAAGGUUUUCUCAUUCGCCAGAUCUUGAUUGAGGUGAUACUGGGAACAAGAGCUCAAAGUAAUGAAAAGCUUCAUUAAUUUCUGGAUGAGGUGAAGGCACAAACCCAAAGAGCUGAAGGUUGUUGAAGCUCAUUGCCAUCUAGCUCUACCAUUACAAAGGUGCAUAUAUUCAGAGGUGAUGCAGUCUUAUGGUGAAAUUUAUUUGAUCAACUUCGGCGUCAAGGCUUUGAGGGUUACAGUGGUGUGUCUACCUAACAUGUGGGAUGGUUCAAGGUUUUUCCAGUCGCCAAAUUUUGAUUGAGGUGCAUUUUCAAUGGAAAUGAGUAACUGUUGGAAGAUUUAGUUUAAUCUGCUCAAGAAGGUGUUUUCGUAAAUGUUAUUUACUUUUAUGGUGGAAGCUUCAAGAAUUUCUGGUAAGUGGCGGGUCGAUGUACUGCUGCGUAUCAACUAUCAGGUGCAUCCACAGGGAACAAGAACUCUAAGUAACGAGAAGCUUCAAUGGUUUCUAGAUGAAAUGAAGGCACAUCCCAAAAGAGCCGAAGCUUGUCAGAGCUUAUCGCCAACUAGACUCUACUUAUCGCCAACUAGACUCUACUAUUACCAAGGACUGUUGCGCUCUACAUAUGUGUGUAUGUUUUGUUUAUUCCAGGUGGAUAUAUACAGAUAUGCUGCAGGUUUUAUGGUGGAAUACAGAUAUGAUGAAAUCCAGCGUCAAGGCGCAAUCAGGGAUCUGUGACAGGAAAUCAGAAUUUAAACAUCUUGUUUGGUCAAGGAGAUUUGUCCUACUUUUCCAUGAACUAUCAAUGACUGGUGCUCCAAUUUCAAAUGGGUGACUUUACAAGACUUACCGUUUCAACAUCGCAUUUGCUUCAGAGAGUCGCAAUUUCUACUGUGGUCAAUAUAUGUAGGAAGCUUCCAUCUGAGUCUCCCUCGCCUUUCAUGGAUGCUGUUCCUAUAUUAUGUAAUAUUCUUCAAUACGAAGAUCGACAGUUGGUUGAGAAUGUGGCUAUUUGCUUGACAAAAAUAGCAGAUCAAGUUAGUGAGUCACCUGCAAUGUUGGAUCAACUGUGUCGUCAUGGACUAAUUCAUCAAUCAACACAUCUCUUAAACUUGAAUAGCCGCACUACCCUGUCUCAACCUGUUUACAAUGGUGUGAUUGGAUUGCUGAGAAAACUUUCUUCUGGUUCAACUUUAGCUUUCAGAACGUUAUACGAACUUAACAUUGGCUACAGAUUAAAAGAAAUCAUGUCAACGUAUGACAUUUCUCAUUCAGUGUCUUCUACACAUGUUAUCAAUGCAUGCUCCUCCAAUCAGGUGCAUGAAGUCUUGAAGUUGGUAAUUGAGCUUCUUCCAGCUUCAUCCGUUGAGGAUAAUCAGCUGGCAUUGGAAAAGGAAAGUUUUCUUGUCAAUCAGCCUGAUCUUUUGCAACAAUUUGGAACUGACAUGGUUCCUGUUAUGAUUCAGGUGCUAAACUCUGGAGCUACCGUAUAUGUUUCUUAUGGUUGCCUAUCAGCAAUUCACAAGCUGACUUGCUUGAGUAAGUCAGGCGAUCUUGUCAAGUUGCUUAAGAACGCCAACAUUUCAAGUGUUUUGGCUGGUAUCUUGUCGAGGAAGGAUCAUCAUGUGGUUGUAGUAGCAUUGCAGCUGGCAGAAGUGCUUCUUGAGAAAUACAGUGAUACUUUUUUGAAUUCCUUUAUUAAGGAAGGUGUUUUUUUCGCUAUUGAAGCACUUUUAAAUUCUGAUAGAGCGCAACAAAAUCCGGUAUCUGGUUUCAUUCAGGGAUCAUCUGACCUUUCACAAAAGCCUGCUACGAAAGAGAUUGUGAAAUGCUUGUGCCAAUCCUUUGGAAAAUCACUAUCCUCUUCUUUACAAACAUGUAAGAUUGACACUGAUACUGUCAACAUUCUUGCAACACGUAUCAAGGAGAGUUUCUUUGGACCUGAGGUAUUCAACUCUGAGAAAGGCUUGACAGAUGUCCUUCAAGACCUCAAGGUAUUGUCGGAAGCACUUAGCGCUUUGAUGACUGUACCCAUUGAUGCACAUGUCCUGCAUGAUGAGAAAUUCUUCUCAAUAUGGAACCAAAUCAGGGAAAGGCUGAAUGGAAGGGAAUCUGUGUCCACUUUUGAAUUUACAGAGAGUGGAGUUGUAAAGUCACUGGCUGAUUAUCUCUCUAAUGGACUCUAUCAACGGAAACUUAGCAAAGGGGAUCCUGAAUGUGAUACUUUACCGUUUGUUGGUAAGAGAUUUGAGGUGUUCACAAGAUUACUUUGGUCUGAUGGUGAGGCAACUCCAUCCGUGUUAAUAGAGAAGCUCCAAAAUUCCUUAUCUUCUCUGGAAAACUUCCCAAUCGUCUUAAGUCAAUUCUUGAAGCAAAGGAACUCAUUUGCAGCUAUUCCGAAUGGGCGUUGCACAACUUAUCCAUGCCUAAGAGUUCGUUUUCAGAAAGCAGAGGGGGAGACGACUUUGCGUGAUUACUCCCAAGACUUUGUUACUGUUGACCCACUGUGCUAUUUCGAUGCUGUCAAUCAAUACAUGUGGCCUAAAGUGAAUUUAGAACCAGUAGAGUCUGUGGAAGCAAAAGAUCAAGCUAUAGAAUGCCAAUCUUCUCAGUUGCAGUCAACUUCAAUAUCUUGUCAAGGUGAAAGCUCAAGUCCUAUGGAGAUUGACAGUGCACCUUCUGAUGCACCUCAGUUUCAGGGAUCUCAAGUGGAAGAUCAGAUGCAGCUUCCAGUGCUGUCUAGUGGUUCAGAACAACAAAAAGCUUCCUCCUCUGAAAAGGAGGAUGCGCUGCCUAGACUUUUGUUUCGUCUCGAAGGGCUUGAACUAGACCGCUCUUUGACUGUAUACCAGGCUAUUCUCUUGCACAAACUUAAAUCAGAAAGUGAAACUACCAACGGUUCAAAGCUUAGUGGACCCCACUACAUCACUUAUGAAAGGGCUGCACAACUUGGGGAUUCUAGUAAAAAUCUGGUUCCACCCGAAUCUAUAGAAGACGACGAGUAUCGCUCGUUCUUAUCCUACUUGUUUUACCAUAGACUAGCUUUGCGCCUCAAGGGGUCAAGUCCUCCUGCCUAUGACAUAUUGUUCCUGCUUAAGAGUCUGGAGGGCAUGAACAGAUAUCUUUUUCACCUGAUUUCUCUUGGGAGGAUUACUGCUUUUGGCGAAGGUAGGCUGGAGAAUUUGGAUGAUCUGAUGGUGCUAGUUCGUCCUGUGGCACAUUCUGAAUUUGUUAGCAGUAAGCUUACAGAGAAGUUAGAGCAGCAGCUUCGUGAUUCUUUUGCUGUGUCAACUUGCGGUCUGCCACCAUGGUUUAAUGAUCUAAUGGAUUCAUGUCCAUUUCUGUUUAGUUUUGAAGUCAAAUCAAAAUACUUCCGACUUGCAGCCUUUGGUUCACAGAAAAUCCACCAUCACCCACAGCACCUUAGCAAUUCAAAUGGUGAAGGGCGCCCAGUAACUGGCAGUUUACCGCGUAAAAAGUUCUUAGCUUGCCGUGAAAAAAUUCUAGAGUCUGCUGCAAAAAUGAUGGAGUUAUACGGCAACCAGAAGGUGGUCAUUGAGGUUGAAUACAGUGAAGAAGUCGGAACUGGUCUUGGGCCAACGCUGGAGUUCUAUACGCUAGUCAGUAGGGCAUUUCAAAAUCCGGAACUUGGUAUGUGGAGGAGUGAUUGUAGUUCCUUGGUUGGAAAGCCAAGCGAACACUCAGGGGUUUUGGCCUCUCCUUCAGGACUCUUUCCACGCCCUUGGUCAGGUACAUCAGCUGCUUCUUCAGAUGUGCUGCAGAAAUUUGUUCUACUGGGGACAGUGGUAGCAAAGGCUCUACAAGAUGGACGAGUCUUAGACCUUCCUUUUUCCAAAGCCUUCUAUAAACUAAUCCUCGGACAGGAGUUGAGUUCAUUUGACAUCCACUUUGUUGACCCUGCACUUUGUAAAACACUGGUGGAAUUGCAAGCUCUGGCCCGUAGGAGAAAGGUUUUCGCAGAAGCACAGGGUAAUUCUCGAGCAGCCAAGUGUGAUUUAAGUUUCCAUGGAACAAAAAUUGAGGACCUUUGUCUUGAAUUUGCGUUGCCUGGCUACACGGACUAUGAUCUCGCUCCCCAUUCUGAUAAUGAUAUGGUAAAUUUGGAUAACCUCGAGGAAUAUAUCAAGGCUAUUGUCAAUGCCACAGUAUAUAGUGGGAUCCAAAAACAGGUUGAAGCAUUUCGGUCUGGAUUUAACCAAGUUUUCCCUAUUGAACAUCUUCGGAUUUUCGAUGAAGAGGAGCUGGAAACAAUGUUGUGUGGAGAACGCGAUCUUUUUAAUAUGAAUGAAGUCUUGGAUCACAUCAAGUUUGAUCAUGGAUAUACUUCUAGCAGCCCACCAGUUGAAAAUUUAUUGGAGAUUCUGCAUGAGUUUGACAAGGAGCAACAACGAGCGUUUCUGCAAUUCGUAACAGGAUCUCCCCGGCUACCUCAUGGCGGUUUAGCAUCUCUCAAUCCUAAACUAACAAUUGUCCGCAAGCAUGGUAGCGAUUCUUCAGAGACUGACCUGCCUAGUGUGAUGACAUGCGCCAAUUAUCUGAAGCUUCCACCUUAUUCUUCCAAAGAGAAGAUGAAGGAGAAACUGAUGUAUGCCAUAACUGAAGGUCAAGGUUCCUUCCAUCUCUCUUAA